AAAAUAUGUAAGAUUUGUUCAGGGACAGCAGAUUCGAAUAGCGUGAGCGACUGAAAAGUGAAAGCAGCGAAUAAACAGGCAAUUUUCUCAGUGAAUUUAUCCUGUAAGGUGCUAAAUAGUGUGCAAAUUAACCAAACAAAAAUGUCUCUAUUGCCAUAUUUAUUGAAUGAAUCCGCUCUGAUUCCACGGCAGCAGUGGAUAUCAUUGUUUUGUCCGGAAGAAGUUCUACGUCCUCUGGAUUCUGCUCUGAACCAGGUAGCUGCUCUGGACAAAGAUGUGUCAAUUUCAUUGGACAAGGAUAAGUUCCAAGCCAACAUCGAUGUUCAACAGUUUAAACCAGAAGAAUUGACUGUCAAGUUAAACGACGAUAACACCGUUACCGUGGAGGGCAAGCACGAAGAACAGCAAGACGAACACGGGUAUAUAUCCAGGCAUUUCGUGAGAAGGUAUGUUUUGCCUGAAGACUGUGACAUCAAAGGGUUGCAGUCGAAACUAUCCAGCGACGGAGUGUUGAGUAUUACAGCCCCGAAAAAGCCUGAACACAAACAGGUUGAAUAUAAGCAGAUUCCUAUCGUGAAGACCGGUCCUAUAAAAAGAAUCCAGGACAAAUCCGAACAGGUAUCAAAAAAGAAAGCCUCAUGAACCAUAGUGAGUCAUCCAAACCUUUAAGGCAUUAUGAAAAAAUACCUAAUAUUACUUUAAUCUUAUUUCAUUUUUGUCGUGUUAUGUUUUCCAAUAAGACUGAGAGUAAUGAAUAUACUUUUAGGUUAGUCGCCUUCUUGUAAUAUUAGUAUGAAAAAUAAAUGAGGUUACGUUGGA
Messenger RNA from Anthonomus grandis grandis, 819 nucleotides. RefSeq names its product alpha-crystallin A chain-like. Gene Ontology annotation, biological process: response to heat; protein refolding. The record is from RefSeq and is a predicted model, not a curated record. NCBI's taxonomy places the organism in Eukaryota, Metazoa, Arthropoda, Insecta, Coleoptera, Curculionidae. The transcript has 3 exons. Bases 142 to 642 code for a protein of 166 amino acids. Gene Ontology annotation, molecular function: protein folding chaperone.